Molecule: messenger RNA, 5289 nt
Organism: Oryzias latipes (Japanese medaka)
Lineage: Eukaryota; Metazoa; Chordata; Actinopteri; Beloniformes; Adrianichthyidae
Source: RefSeq, a predicted model, not a curated record
CAGAAGAAGACGCUCAUGUGUGCGCACACCCCUCAGCGUGGAGCUUCAGUGAAGCUGUCAGUUUCUCCCGCAGUGACUGAGCGAGUUUUCUGCCGGUUAAGAAUGUUGAGGUUCGCUGCGGUCCGAGGUGGCCUGGGCCUGCUGGCUGUCAGGAGGGCGUCCCGUCUCUCCAGGUCUUCCCACUCUGGCGUGCAGACGGAGUAUAAACCCAUCAAAAAAGUCAUGGUGGCCAACAGAGGUGAAAUAGCAAUCCGAGUCUUCAGAGCCUGCACCGAGAUGGGGAUUCGCACUGUGGCUGUUUACUCUGAGCAGGACACUGGACAGAUGCACAGACAAAAGGCUGAUGAGGCUUACCUGAUCGGGAGAGGCCUGCCACCUGUUGCCGCAUACCUGCACAUCCCAGACAUCAUUAAAGUCGCCAAGGAAAACGGUGUGGACGCCAUUCACCCUGGCUAUGGUUUCCUGUCUGAGCGUGCCGACUUUGCCCAGGCCUGCGCCGAUGCAGGAGUGAGGUUUGUGGGUCCAACCCCAGACACGGUACGCAAAAUGGGAGACAAGGUGGAGGCUCGCUCCUUGGCCAACAGUGCAGGUGUGCCUGUGGUCCCGGGGACAGACGCGCCCAUUUCCUGUCUGCAGGAUGCGCAGGCUUUCGCUCAGACCUAUGGUUUUCCCAUCAUCUUUAAGGCGGCCUACGGCGGGGGCGGUCGCGGCAUGAGGGUUGUCAGAGAGUACGAGGAACUUGAAGAGAAUUACCAGCGGGCGUACUCGGAGGCCCUCACCGCUUUUGGAAACGGCGCCUUGUUUGUGGAGAAGUUCAUUGAAAAGCCGAGACACAUUGAAGUGCAAAUCCUCGGCGAUAAAUAUGGAAAUGUCAUCCAUCUCUAUGAGAGGGAUUGCUCCAUUCAACGCAGACACCAGAAGGUGGUGGAGAUUGCCCCUGGAUUUCAGCUGGACCCUCAUCUCAGAGACAGACUUCACUCUGAUGCUGUUAACCUGGCCAAGCAGGUUGGCUAUGAGAAUGCAGGAACUGUGGAGUUCUUGGUGGACAAACAUGGAAAACAUUACUUCAUCGAGGUCAACUCCAGACUCCAGGUUGAACACACGGUCACCGAGGAAAUCACUGAGUCUUCAGGAGUGGUGAGGGUAUGGGCAUCCGCCUGGACAGCGCCUCAGCCUUCCAGGGUGCCAUUAUUUCACCCCACUAUGACUCGCUGUUGGUGAAAGUCAUCGCCAGCGGAAAGGACCUGAACACGGCUGCCUCUAAGAUGAGCCGCGCCCUGGCUGAGUUCAGAGUGCGAGGGGUCAAGACCAACAUCCCCUUCCUCCAGAACGUCCUGUCCAACAAUCAGUUCCUGCACUCCACCGUGGACACCCAGUUCAUCGACGAGAACCCCGAGCUUUUCAACCUGAAACCCACGCAGAACAGAGCCCAAAAGCUGCUGCACUACCUUGGUCAUGUGAUGGUGAAUGGACCAACCACACCCAUCCCCGUCAAGGCUAAACCGUCCUCUAUAGACCCUGUGGUUCCUCAUGUGGGCAUGGGUGACCCACCUGUGGGCUUUCGGGAUGUUUUGCUCCGUGACGGUCCCGAGGGCUUCGCCAAGGCCGUCCGUGCCCACCAAGGUCUGCUGCUUAUGGACACAACCUUCAGAGAUGCUCACCAGUCCCUCCUGGCAACCAGGGUUAGGACCCAUGACCUGAAGAAGAUUUCUCCAUUUGUGAGCCACAGCUUCAGUAACCUUUUCAGCCUGGAGAACUGGGGAGGUGCUACCUUUGACGUGGCCAUGCGCUUUCUGUCGGAGUGUCCGUGGAAGAGGCUCCAGGAGCUGAGAGCUUUGAUUCCUAAUGUUCCCUUCCAGAUGUUGCUCAGAGGAGCCAACGCCGUGGGCUACACCAAUUACCCAGACAACGCAGUCUUCAAGUUCUGUGAAGUGGCCAAAGAAAACGGCAUGGACAUUUUCCGCGUCUUCGAUUCCUUGAACUACCUUCCCAACAUGCUACUGGGCAUGGAGGCUGCAGGAGCCGCGGGUGGCGUCGUCGAGGCUGCCAUCUCCUACACGGGCGAUGUCUCUGACCCCAUGAGACAGAAAUAUUCCCUGGACUAUUAUGUGAAUCUGGCAGACGAGCUGGUCAAAGCUGGAACUCACAUCCUUUGCAUCAAGGACAUGGCAGGCCUGUUGAAGCCAACAUCCAGCCAGCUUCUUAUUGGCGCUUUGAGGGACCGUUUCCCAGAUGUGCCCAUCCACGUGCACUCUCAUGACACAGCUGGAGCCGGUGUGGCAGCCAUGUUGGCCUGUGCAGAGGCUGGAGCUGAUGUAGUGGAUGUUGCAGUUGACUCUAUGGCUGGAAUGACCUCUCAGCCAAGUAUGGGGGCCAUCGUCGCCUGCACUAAGGGAACCAAGUAUGACACCGGUAUCGCUCUGGAGAAGGUGUUUGACUACAGCGAAUACUGGGAGGUAACUAGAGGUCUGUACGCUCCCUUCGACUGCACUGCUACCAUGAAAUCCGGCAACGCUGACGUCUACGAGAACGAGAUCCCUGGAGGACAAUACACCAACCUCCACUUCCAGGCUCACAGUAUGGGGCUGGGAAAUAAGUUCAAGGAGGUGAAGAAGGCUUAUGCUGAAGCUAACAAACUACUGGGAGACCUCAUUAAGGUUACUCCGUCUUCAAAGAUCGUUGGUGACCUGGCACAGUUCAUGGUGCAGAACAGCCUGACCAGGCAAGAAGUAGAGGAGAGAGCUGACGAGCUGUCUUUCCCCCAGUCUGUGGUGGAGUUCCUCCAGGGGCAUGUUGGGAUACCGCAUGGAGGCUUCCCUGAGCCCUUCCGGUCCAAGGUGCUGAAGUCCCUCCCCCGUAUAGAAGGUCGUCCUGGUGCUUCUCUCCCAUCAAUGGAUUUCGAGGCUCUGGAGGCGGGGCUCCGAGAGGCGCACGUUGAUGAGAUCACCCCUGAGGAUGUGAUGUCGGCAGCAAUGUACCCUAAAGUCUUCCAAGAGUUCAAGGAGUUUACAGCAAACUUUGGGCCUGUGGAUUGUCUCAGUACCAGGCUGUUCCUGGAUGGACCCAAGAUCGCAGAAGAAUUUGAGGUGGAGCUGGAGAGGGGGAAGACCCUGCACAUCAAGGCCCUGGCUCUGGGCGACCUGAACAAGAACGGCCAGAGGGAAGUCUUCUUUGAGAUGAACGGGCAGCUGAGAUCCGUGCUGGUCAAAGACACGGUGGCUAUGAAGGAAAUGAAGUUCCAUCCCAAAGCUCAGAAGUCCAUCAAAGGGCAGGUGGGGGCACCCAUGCCUGGAAAAGUCCUGGAGGUCAAAGUCAAAACUGGAUCCAAGGUGGAGAAGGGCCAGCCCCUGUGCGUCCUCUCAGCCAUGAAGAUGGAGACCGUGGUCAACUCCCCCAUGGCCGGGACCAUCAAGGCCAUCCACGUCUCACCUGACGCCUCCCUGGAGGGAGACGACCUCAUCUUAGAAAUUGAAGAGUAAAGUUUGAGAGGGGGAGGGGGGUAGUUAGGGGGCAGCAGCAGGUAAACCGUCUAGUCCGAGGAGAGAGUGGAGAGAGGAGAAACCGGCUUUUCUUCUGCAGCCCCCCUCAGGUCGUUCAUGUGUGGUGACAUCAUGGCGCUCCGUGGACAUCCUGACCCCUGCUGGAUGAACUGAUGGGAUGAUGUGUAGCUGAGAAACCUUCUGGAUGUUGUGAUUAGCUUAACUACAAUACUUUUACUAACCUUAUGUCAACUAGUGGAAAAUAGCUUAAUAUCUUAGAAGAUCCUUGAAUAAUGAGACAUUCCACCUCAGAGCUAGUCUUAAAUGUGAAGUAUGACAGCGAGCUAACUGUUUAAUGCCUCAUGCAAACACUGUUCUUUAGGAAACUGCUCAAGCUGCCUUUGUGAUGAGCAGGGUCCUGACAAAGAGUUUCAUUCUUCUCUUACCCCUGUCGCUGUGCAUUCUGGGAAUGUGUGAUCCCGUGGCGCUUAAGCCGAACAGCUGAAGGAAACGAAUCACAGGAAGGAACUCACGAAACGCGGCUGAGACGCCAUAACUGUCUCAGUGAUGGCGAGCUUCUUUAUCUCAUGGUGUUUAACUAACCACGACUCUGUGGAGCAGCAGCUCCAGCACGUCUCCAGAGAACAUCCAGAGACGGCAGAACAGUCUGUACGCUGAUUUCUUUACUGCUAGGUGCAAAUGGGAUUACACAGAGCUGUAAUGGGGUCGUGUGGUGCGUUCAGGGUUCCACGGAUUCAUUUAUGUAUUAAUUCUCAGUCAAAUUAUGUAAAAUUAAUCGCACUAAUAAGAGUCUCUGGAGACUCCCAGCAGCAGGUUUACAUUUCUGUGUUUGCGUAAACGUGUUUGCACAUGUUUGAGAUGAACCGGACCAGUCCUUCACCUCCACAGGCGGGGAGCACAUUCAUGUUCAUACAUGAAAUAUUCAUCCCGCAUAUGCCCCGCUGCUAAACGCUCCUGCUAGCCCUCGAGUGCUGCCCCCCCUGGAUCAAAACCAACAAACGCCCUGCGUGCUGUUGUAGCUGUUUCCAUGGUUACGCCAUACGCUGCGUUUAAUGACAGUGUGACAAGGUUGCUGCUCUGUACACUGGGACAAAGAAUUUAGGCUCCAAGUUCCUGCAGGCUGGUUAACGGACCCUGAGGGGAGCGCCUCCCAACCGGCUCUAAGCUACACGGCGUCCUUCAGCUAAUAAAAAAAAAUGUUGCAGGGGGAGGAUUGAUGCUCCGCGACAGGAACAUAUCGCUCACUUUCUGAUUGAAAUACCCAUUGAGACGCGUCUUUUUGUCCAGCGUUUUUGAUCCGUUAACUUUAAGAAUCAAAACCCAUUUCAACUGUUCUCCAAUAAGCAGUGAUGCUCUACUUAAAGCUCCGCCUCUCCUGAUUUCAUCGUCCAUUUAGAAGCACAGGAAUGAUGUCUGGAGUUUGCUUGUAACUUGUUGCACAAUAAGUCUCCUCCUCUUCCUCCUCCCUUCAUGCUCACUGCUCCUCUUCUUUCUUGUGGUACAUUUUUAUACAUUUGCACUUGUGGCAUCAAUUCAUGCAAUAACGUAGGCGGUUAUAGCCAGCAGUGAUUUAGACGGAGAGAACACGUAGAAUGUAAGCCUGUUUCAGGUCACGCCGUGUGAAUUUACAGUCUGAUCCGCAUCCUUCUGUGGUUUCUGACCCUCUGAAACAGUUUUCCUUCACUUGUUUGAGACAGUCUUCAGAGCAGAUCUGGGGUCCAACUGGAGGGAAAACGUCCUGAAAGUCACAUGUUUAAACUGAAAUCUCAAUAAACUAUCGUGAAAUCUG